CCUCCCCCUCUCUGAUGCACACUGACCCCGCGCCUCUGCCGCGAUAUUUGCGAUGUGGGCGGGUUUUGGUCGUUAUGAGUCGGGUGUAAAUCUCGGCAAAGCGGUUAUUGGAAGACAGGAUAAUUGAUGACCAAUGCCUCGAAUCAAUAAGACCAUCAUUUUGAUCCUGCUAACUGUGAUAAGUUUCAUUUUCCUGUUGUUUCAGCUGUAUUAUUAUAAUGAGUACUUUUCAUCAAAAAAUGAGUCUUACAUUUCUGAUUCCAAAGAAAGUUAUUCCAUCGAAGACAGUGUGCAUUGGAAAGUGGUCAAAAAGUUUCUGCGUUUAGCAUCAAUCCACAACAUUCCAUUAUAUCUCAUUGAUCCACUGGUUUUGGGACGGAUGAAUGAGGAUAUUCAGAGCGAAAAUACGGACAGUAGGUUGAACUGCAAGUACCUGUGUACACCCAGAGAGUUCACCACAUUUGCACUAUUGGACAAAUUUUGGAAAAAUGAAGUGUUUCUGAAGAAAGAAGCUGAAGAGGAGGGUUUUCAAUGGAUGGAGUUGAGUGGUAAAGAUCCGCGAUUGGCUGGAAUGGAUGGUCUCUCUGGUACAGAAAUUCCAUUGCACUGCAUCUUUAAGCUGCAGAAUCAUGCCAUCCACUUGGUGGUAUUUUAUGAAAGGAGUGGCAAUUUCCUCUGGCAUGGGCAGCUGCGGCUCAAGCAAAAUGCAGACAAAAAUUUUGUCCAUUUCCGCAAGCUGCAUUUUGGGCGUUAUCCUGGAGCCUAUAACAAACCUAAACUACAUCUGACUUCAGUUGAUGGAUUAGAAAUCCAAGUUCCUAAGCAAAUAGCAAACUUUCUAGAAGAGGUUUCACAAUCCAGGUUUGUUGAAUGCAGAUACAAGGAAGCAAGGAUGUUUUAUCAGGUAUACCCUGAGGACACAUCACAAGAUGCUAUGGAAUUUAGAAAAAAGGCAAAGGAUUUGCUUCAUCUGGCUGCAAAGAUAUUGAAUGGACAGAAGGUGCCAUUCUGGCUCAGCAGUGGAACAUGCCUAGGAUGGUUCAGACAGUGCAAUAUCAUUCCAUACAGUAAAGAUGUGGACUUGGGAAUAUUCAUAACGGAUUAUAAAGUUGACAUUAUCUCAGCGUUCCAGAGGGCUGGAUUGCCACUGAAACACAAGUUUGGUAAAGAAGAUGACAGUCUUGAGCUUUCCUUUCAGGCAGCAAAUGUGAAAUUGGAUAUAUUCUUUUUCUAUGAAGAGGAUGAUUACAUGUGGAAUGGAGGAACCCAGGCCAAAACUGGCAAAAAAUUCAAAUAUGUUUUUCCUAAAUUUACCCUGUGCUGGACUGAAUUUCUGGAACUGAAAGUGCGAGUCCCCUGUAAAACACUCCCAUAUGUGGAGGCAAACUAUGGCAAGAACUGGGCAAUUCCUAUAAGCAAUUGGGAUUGGAAAAAUUCACCAGCUAAUGUGCAAGAAAAUGGAAUUUGGCCUAUCCAGGACUGGGAUGAAGUCAUCCAGAUACAUUGAACAUGGCUUAAAACUAAAUGGAUUGAUAAGAGGAGGAUUGAUGUUAAAUCGACUUAACUACAAGGAAAAGGGUAGUCCAAUGAUAAUUCCCUCUGCUGGAACAGUUGCUAAAUGCUUGUCACACUACCAGAAACUGAGCAGGUCAAUGCUGUCUACUGUUAUUAUUGGUAUUUGAAGAUUUCCCUUUUGAUAUGUAAUCUAUGUCCUCUUUCAUAAUAUAGAAAGACAGUUUGAAGAUUAAAAUUAACUAAGAUUUAGUUUUCACAAAUGGAAUAACAUUCUAGCAGUAAAAGCGGUAGUUUAGAAUCAUUUUGUGAAUAUUAUGCUAAAGAAUGUUAUUUUAUUUCAGCUCAAAAUGUUAACUUAUUAUAUUUUAAAUUAUUUAUUUCAUGCAUGGAAUUCUGCAUUUAAAUUAAUGUUUUGGAAAGAUCACAUUCAGCUACUGAGUACAGAUGCCCUGUAAAAGGUUGCUGGAAAGCCUUAUGCAAAGGUACAUGGUGCUGUAGUGUUUAUUAUUCCAGAAAAGAGUUGAUCCAACCAAGAAAGUUUGUUUUCAAAACAAAUGCACCUUUCCCUUUUUCAUUAAUACGAUCCUUUUUGCCUCCUCCUGAUUUAUGUAUUGUCUUGAUUACUGAGCAAAUGUCUCCAUGGAACAGUCAUUCUAAUAUAAAUUAAUAUGUAAAUCUAAAUGCAGCAAAGUAGAAACUGUGAUUUCGACUGAGGGUAGAAAAACCUAUGGGUACAGGGAUGAUGGUGACAUGGUAUAAUGCUACUUUGGCCUCUGACUCCUUUUUGCUGUUCUUUCUGAAGUUUGUUUUGAAGGAGAUGUUCUUAAACCAUGACAGUUCUUCUAUUAGUAAGAGUAUUGGUUGUCUAGUACAAGUGUGCUGUAUAGAAUGUUGUAUUAUGGGUUUGAAAUUAUAUUAAUGUUCAAUAUAACUGCUGUAUAUAAAACUUGCCUGGGACAUUGAUGCAAGCUUUGUGAGACAUUUUUUAAGAUGCAACUCUUCGAUAUCAACCCAACCAGGCUGAUUCCGUAAUGACUCCAAGCACUCCAGCCAAAUGCAUAGGUUCCACUUUGCGCACAGCUAUAGCAAAAACCUGAUUUUCCUGAACCAGUACUGAGUGACAUUGCAUAGUGAAGCUACAAUAAACAUUAAAUUGAAGUCUAAGAUAAAAAUCAGUCACAUCACCCAUUUGUCUUUAAUGCAUCAGCACCGAAAUGGUGAAUGUUCAUUUCUUAAACUGUGCUCGAACAAGUUGUUCCAAUGAGUAGUUGCGCUGUGUAAUAUAAUCAGUCCCAAUGGUAGGUUGAUUUCAGCUCUCCUGAGUUAACUGUCCUCAGCCUGCAACGCAUUUGAAAGUAGGUGCAAUUAGCUUGUGUAUCCAGCCAGGUGGUCUGUCAGGUAAACUUACUAGAAACCUUUUAUAGUGAACUGACAUUUUGUGAAGGACUAUACGGGUUAAGUAACUGGGACAUCGGUCUGUGUUUGAGGUGCUAUUCCAUUUGCAGAGGAACACACUGUAUUAAAUAUGUAAAGGGUGAAUGAUACAGAAUAUUUGUUUUGCAGUGAAGGCUGCUGAUCACUGACCCGUUGAAAGUUCUUGCUGUGAAAUUUGUACUUUGUUUACCUGUUGAAGAUGUAUUUUGCUACUUUUACUGAAGUUUUGGAAUAAUAGUUCUUUGGUUUCACUGAACAAUAAUGUAAUAUUUGGAAUUUAACUGUUGUUUGAAUGCAAAAAUAACAAAAGCUUGGAUAAACAAUAAUGCGCUUUGAUUUGAUAUGCAUUGUGAGGGACAAGUAUGGGUUCUCUGAUUUAAAAAAAAGCUUUGCCAAA
Molecule: messenger RNA, 3346 nt
Organism: Rhincodon typus (whale shark)
Lineage: Eukaryota; Metazoa; Chordata; Chondrichthyes; Orectolobiformes; Rhincodontidae
Gene: fktn
Product: fukutin
Exons: 10
Coding region: 134-1507 (457 amino acids)
Cellular component (GO): Golgi membrane
Source: RefSeq, a predicted model, not a curated record